Molecule: messenger RNA, 1422 nt
Organism: Malus domestica (apple)
Lineage: Eukaryota; Viridiplantae; Streptophyta; Magnoliopsida; Rosales; Rosaceae
Product: centromere protein C-like
Biological process (GO): kinetochore assembly; attachment of mitotic spindle microtubules to kinetochore; spindle attachment to meiosis I kinetochore
Cellular component (GO): kinetochore
Molecular function (GO): centromeric DNA binding
Source: RefSeq, a predicted model, not a curated record
AGGAUUUGGAGAGUAAGAUCCAAUCAAGGGACAGUUAAACGACAGAUAAAAUGGGAACACAAGAUCCAAGCUCGGUUAACUCCCGCUCAAGUUACAAGACGUCGUCAUUCUCUCACAAUUUCAAAACUCAAACCCUCCUCGCCUCCGUCGUCUCACUCCUCCUUUCUCUAUCUCUCUGGAAUCGAUCGACCUAUUGGAAGAGGAUCGACAGAUCUGAAAUGGUGUCUAGGGAUUUCCCUCCUGAAAAUUGAAAUGUGAGGGAGAAAAAUGAACGACGCUCGGAGCUCUGAUCCAUUGGAUCCGCUGCAGGGUUUCACAGGCCUCUCCCUCUUCCACCAGAGCUUCAAGGCCAUCCCAGACAGUUCAACUUCCAUUCCCUUCGAUUUUGACCCCAACCUGCAAGCCAUCCAUUCCCAAUUCAACUCCACGGCCUCACAAGUUAAACUUGUAGAUCAGGUGAAAAACAUUUUAAGUGAUACUUCGAAAAUUCUGAAGUCUGGUAUUCCACAAGCUAAACAGAAUAGUGAAGUUGUUCCUGAAAAGGCUGAGGAUAAUCCCCUACAAAGAAUACCAGCCUCCGGUCGUGAACUUGCUCGUUUUUCUGUGAAGCCUAAUUCCAGUCAACCUAAUAUGUGUUCACUACCACCUUUUGACAUCAGUUGGCAUGAGAAUGCUAGAAAAGGAAAAGAGAAUUUGAGGGGUGGUGCUGCGUUGGAUGCAGAUCAGCAAGCCAUCCAUAUCCAACUCAAUUCCAUGGCCUCACAACAUAGUCCAAGUAAACUUAAAGAUCAAGUGGAAAACAUUGCAAGUGUUACUUCAGAAAUUGUGGAGCCUGGUAAUCGACAGGCAUUGAAACAGAAAAAUAAAGUUGUUCCUGAAAAGGCUGCUAAAAGUCCCCGACAAAGAAGACCAGCCUUGGGUCUUAAACGUACUCGGUUUUCUAUGAAGCCUGAUUCCAGUCAACCUGAUACGAAUUUGCUACCACCUUUCGAUCCCAAAAAUUAUAAAGACCCAGAGGAAUUGUUCAAGGAACAUGAAAAAUAUGAGAAUGCUAAAAAAGAAUUAGAAAAGCUGAAGGGUGGUGCUAUGUUUGAUGCAUACAAGCACAAUCCAUCCCCGAUUAAACGAACCCGUCGACCAUCGGUUAUGAGGUUCAUUAGCUGAGGAAGUGAACAAUGGAAGUUUUGAUGAACUGCUGUCUCUAAAUACUGAAUGUCUAGAAGGUGAUGAUGCGGUCACUCAUGUACAGAAGUGUUUGAGGAUGAAACCAAUUGAACCAGUGAAUGUCAGUUUUAUCAACUGUAGAUGACUCGUGUGGACAAUUGGUAUUAGCAAAAAAGUAAUGAUAUAGAGAUUAAAUUUGUACACAAAAUUUGCAAACUAAAUUAUAUAUCACCAAUAAAAAAUGAGCACGUUUAUUAA